This is a messenger RNA of Lingula anatina, 537 nucleotides long. Its product is annotated as phosphatidylinositol 3-kinase catalytic subunit type 3. The record is from RefSeq and is a predicted model, not a curated record. Gene Ontology annotation, molecular function: 1-phosphatidylinositol-3-kinase activity. Lineage: Eukaryota; Metazoa; Brachiopoda; Lingulata; Lingulida; Lingulidae. Gene Ontology annotation, biological process: autophagy of peroxisome; phosphatidylinositol-3-phosphate biosynthetic process; phosphatidylinositol-mediated signaling. Gene Ontology annotation, cellular component: membrane; endosome; phosphatidylinositol 3-kinase complex, class III, type II.
AAGAUGGGUGAUCUUCCUGAAAGAUUUUGUUACGUAUAUAGCUGUGAUUUAGAUGUGAAUGUACAGCUUAAAAUUGGUACUCUUGAAGGGAAGCGUGACAGGCCUGGAUAUAAGCAGUUGGUAAAUGAUCCAUUGUUGAGGUUCUCUGGAGCCUGUAAGGACAGCUGCUCUGACCUGUAUGUCACCUGCCAGGUGUAUGCAGAUGGCAAACCUCUCACUCUGCCAGUGAGGACAGCAUACAAGGCAUUCAGUACCAGAUGGAAUUGGAAUGAAUGGUUAACACUGCCUGUGAAGUACAGUGAUCUUCCUCGGAAUGCCUUGGCCUGUUUUACAAUAUGGGAUAUCUAUGGUCCCAGGAAUGCCAUUCCAGUAGGGGGAACCACAAUGCCAUUGUUUGGAAAACAUGGAACUUUCCGUCAGGGAAUGCAUGACUUAAAAGUAUGGCCAGACUUGGAAGCAGAUGGCCAUGUUGGUUCCACCACUCCAGGCAAGAUAGAUGGGUCAAAAGAUGAAAUGAGCAGACUGGCUAAGGUGUAG